AUGGCCAAGCUCAAGACGUUGCUGACGGCCAUGUUCCUGGCCACUGGAGGCUUCCUCUUCGGCUAUGACAGCGGUAUCAUCACCUCGACCAUCGGCCAAACCGAGUUCAUCAAAUAUUUCUCUGAUCCGAGCGACACUGUGACCGGCGGCAUCGUCUCUGCAUUCCAGGGCGGCGCCAUCCUGGGCACAAUCAUCAACAUCUUCACCGGUGACCGUCUGGGCCGGAAGUGGUCCGUGUUUGUUGGAGCUUGCAUAUCUACCUUCGGGUGUGCGUUGCAGGCUGGUGCUAUCAAUCUGGCUAUGCUCAUCGUUGGCCGCUUUAUCGCCGGCAUUGCGGUCGGCAUGCUUACUUCUGUUAUUCCCAUGUAUGCUAGUGAGAUCGCCGAGGCUUCUUCGCGGGGUAUGAUGUCCGGUCUGUUGCAGUGGAUGUUGAGUUGGGGAUUCCUGGUUGCUCAGUGGCUGGGGUAUGGAUGCUCUUUCAAUCAGACUUCCUUCCAGUGGCGAUUCCCUCUUGCUUUCCAAUGUGUUCCAGGUCUGGCCCUGAUCAGUGGUGUCUUGUUCUUGAACGAGUCUCCGCGUUGGCUGAUGGAGAAAGACCGCCACGAGGAAGCCCUUGUUUCACUCCAAAACCUCCACGGGGAUGGUACAGCAGAGACGUCACAGUAUAUCGAGCUCGAAUUCCAGGAGAUUCGUGAAACUAUUCAGGCCGAGCGCUUGCAUACACAAAUUUCCUUCACUUCGAUCCUGCGCAAGCCCUCUUGGCGCCGCCGUCUCAUCCUUGGCUGUGGCGUGCAGGCCUUCGGUGUCUUGUCUGGAAUCAACGUCAUCAACUACUAUGGAACCCGCAUUUAUGCAACACUAGGGUUUGACACACAGAUGUCUCUCAUGAUCAUCGGAAUCUCCGGUGCCCUAUCGAUUGUCUUCUGCACUGGUGGUCUAUGGGCGUUGGAGCGCGUGGGCCGUAUCAAGCCCCUCAUUGUCGCUGCAGCGGGUAUGGCCGGUGCACUACUUUGCAAUGCUGCCAUGUCCCAGCAUUGGGACGAGGGAAACCAAAACCAGCUUCGGGCAAUGGUGGCUAUGAACUUCGUGUUUAGUUUCUUCUAUACCUUUGUUGGUAUCAUUUCUUGGGUCUAUCCUGCCGAAAUCUUCCCCGUCGAUAUCCGUAACCAGGGUAAUUCGAUCACCACAUUCACUAACUGGACUAUCAACCUUGUACUCGCCCAGGUUUCGCCAACUGCCUUGUCGUCGAUUGGCUUCCGUUACUUUUAUGUGUUCUUUGUCUUCAACUUGAUUGCUAUGCUGUGCUACAUCUUCUUCUUCCCUGAGACCCAGGGCAAGACGCUGGAGCAGAUGGAUUCCUUGUUUGGUGAUGAGUUGCCUAUGGGUGUUGAGAAUGAGAAAGAGGGAAUUGAGACGGUCAUGGUGGAGGAUACGAGCAAGUGA
Molecule: messenger RNA, 1443 nt
Organism: Penicillium concentricum
Lineage: Eukaryota; Fungi; Ascomycota; Eurotiomycetes; Eurotiales; Aspergillaceae
Product: sugar porter family MFS transporter
Exons: 3
Coding region: 1-1443 (480 amino acids)
Biological process (GO): carbohydrate transport; transmembrane transport
Cellular component (GO): membrane
Molecular function (GO): carbohydrate:proton symporter activity
Source: RefSeq, a predicted model, not a curated record